This is a messenger RNA of Symbiodinium natans, 531 nucleotides long. NCBI's taxonomy places the organism in Eukaryota, Dinophyceae, Suessiales, Symbiodiniaceae. The record is from the annotation of a GenBank genome assembly.
AUGCACCCAGACCUGCCAGGCUUGUAUUACUUGGGGAGUGUGGUCCUCGCACCUGCCGAGCUGCCAAGCGUGGAGAGGGUCCUCAAUGAGGAGGAGUCCGUUGGAUCUGUUGAGGAGGCUGGGGCCACGCACAUGCCAACUAUUGCCAUGCUUCCUGAACAGAUUGGCUCCUCACCGGAACUCUCUUCGAAUUCCAGGGCAUCCAUUCGAUUCACCACACAUGUGAAGGAAAGCCGAAUGUUUUACCGACUGCAGGGAAGGUGGUAUUAUGGCCUAAACUUGGGCCAGAGCUACACGAUCUCAAAGUGCGGCGAUGGAAGCUGGAGAUUCGAAGAAGAGCUCGCUGGGAGAAAGUGCACGUCGACUCUGCGGGUUGUAGGGGACUGGGUGGAGGGCCAUCUCAUUGAUCAAGAAGGCCAGCGGACGGGAACCAUUCGCCUCCAAAGGGGGGAAGGCAACUCAGUCCUCUCCUAUUUCCGGGACCUUGGCAGCUCCAACUGGUCGAACCCGAACGAGGCGAUCGGCUGGUAG